Molecule: messenger RNA, 1008 nt
Organism: Capsicum annuum
Lineage: Eukaryota; Viridiplantae; Streptophyta; Magnoliopsida; Solanales; Solanaceae
Exons: 1
Coding region: 1-1008 (335 amino acids)
Source: RefSeq, a predicted model, not a curated record
AUGCUCAUUAUUUGUUUUUAUGUGGAUGAUUUGAUUUACACUGAAAAUGAUAUCUCCAUGGUUGAAAUUUUUAAGAAGUCCAUGAAGGUUGAAUUUGAUAUGACUGAUAUUGGAAUGAUACAUUACUUUCUUGGCAUUGAAGUUGUUCAAUCUACUGAUGGGAUUUUCAUCGCACAAAAGAAGUAUGCUCAAGAGAUUUUGGACAGGUUUCAGAUGAAGGGUUGCAACUCUACCAGCAGUUCCACUGAGUUUGGUUCAAAGCUCACUAAAGAACCUAGAGGAAGAAGAGUUGACAACACUCUCUACAAGCAAAUAGUGGGAAGCUUGAUGUAUUUAACGGCCACAAGGCCUGAUAUUAUGUAUUCUCUAAGUCUUAUUAGAAGAUACAUGGAAAGUCCCAAAGAGGUGCAUCUUCUAGCCGCAAAGAGAACUUUUCGCUAUUUGCAAGGAACUACUAAUUAUGGUCUGUUCUAUGCGAAAGGAGAAAAGUCAGACUUGGUUGGCUUUACUGACAGUGAUUAUGCUAGAAAUUUGGAUAAUUGGAAGAGUAUGUUUGGUUAUGUCUUUACGAUGGGGUCGGGAGAAAUUUCAUGGUCUGUACGAAAGCAAUCAAUUGCAACUUUAUCAACUACUGAAGCUGAAUAUGUAGAAGCAGCAUGUGCCUAUCAAGCAAUUUGGAUGCGCAAGGCUCUUGAAGAAAUUAAUUUCAAGCAAAAUGGCUCUACACUAUCAUUUAGUGUGACAGCAAGUUCAGCAAUAAAGCUCUCCAAAAAUGCUAUUCAGCAUGGGCGAAAUAAACAUAUUAAUGUCAAAUUUCAUUUCUUAAGGGACCUCAUAAAAGAUGGAGUAAUUGAUCUCAUUUUCUCCAGAAGUGAAAAUCAGAUUGUUGAUGUGUUUACUAAAUCUCUCAAGUUGGCAUCCUUCCUGAAGUUCAGAAAACUACUUGGUGUUUGCAAUUUGGAAAAUCACAUUUUAAAUGUGUUGUCUAUUUUAAGGAUGUUAUACUGA